Messenger RNA from Ruditapes philippinarum (Manila clam), 1435 nucleotides. Its product is annotated as glycosylated lysosomal membrane protein-like. The transcript is spliced from 7 exons. The record is from RefSeq and is a predicted model, not a curated record. Lineage: Eukaryota; Metazoa; Mollusca; Bivalvia; Venerida; Veneridae. Gene Ontology annotation, cellular component: lysosome. Bases 74 to 1327 code for a protein of 417 amino acids.
UGUUGUUUCGAUAUUUACUUAUCUAUUUAUAAAUCACGUGAAAACGGUCAUGUGAUUUUAAAGAAGUGACAAAAUGUCUGCUGCCUUGAAAUUGUGUUUUUAUCUAACAAUUUUGUAUUCUGCCAGUGUUUCUGCUGACCGCAAGGUGUCAACUGAUGUUCAACAAGGCUGUGUGACUAAUAGCUCUGUUUGUGGCAGUUUAGGUCAUGUGACAGCUGUUGGUGGGAAUGAUGUUUUACAUUAUGUUGUUACAACUAUAGGUGUACCAUCAGUGUUUGUUGCCUAUACAUCUGUAGAUGUUAAAUUGUCUGUGAACUGGGACAAGCUUCUGUCUGGUAAUCAAACAGAAAAAGCCAACUCUGUAACGCUGACCCCAGAGACCGAUGUUCAUUAUACAUAUACACUUCUAUUCACCAAGCUGAUAGAUUAUGAUGACACAGACGAUAAAGCAGACAUGUCCCAUUACAGCGCCUCGUCAACGGGAUGGAAUAUCUACGACCUUAACACGUUUACAUGGGACAAUAUUUCAGCCGUCUCUGACGUUAAAGGGAAUUCUCUCAAGAUGCAAGCAUCUAGUCAUCAUCCAUCAGAUUUAUGGGAGUACAACGGAACUUUCUCUAUCCAGUUGAGCGCAUAUAGUAAUUCUGGACGUGAAUCACAAUUACCUCAUCUACAGUACUCUGAAAAUAUCACACAGUUUGAUCUAAAUAUAGAUCACCUAUGGACAAACUUAUCCAAGUCAAGAUUUGGUGUUGAGAUGGUUAUGGUGGGUGGGUCAAAGGAUCCUAUGUUUGUUGAUAACUCCAGGUCUAUUGAUGAUGAAUAUACUCCUGGUGUCUUUACAAUAUUUAAUUGGCUGUCAAAGAAAACUGGGGAUACAGGAUUCCUCCAGUGGAAGCCUGUCUGUUACCAGUCAUUUUCAAGAUCUCGUGAUAAAGCUACAGGAAUGAAGCAUUAUGGGUUACAACUUUUGACAGAAGACAAUAUAGAAGUACUUCAUAACAGUUUGGCAUAUGGUUACUAUGGUAAUGGGAUAACAGACCUGAUGAGUAGAGCUGCAAACAUAAGCUUUGGAUUGGCUAAAGAUGGGGGAUAUAACAAAACUCAAGUUUUGACUUGGUCCGGUUCAGUGGGCUAUGGGACACCACCCAUGGAUACAGUUUCUACGUUAGUUAUUAUCGUUAUCUCCGCCGGACUUGGUUUACCGGCGGUAAUUAUCAUUUUUGGCGGGAUAUUUACAUGUAUUAAGAGGAGAAAUGCUAAAUCAGACAAGCAGCUGAAGGACAUACAGGGAAGUGGAUAUCAACGUGUCGCCGAUGAUGAAUAAAAUUAUGUAACAAUUGUUAACCCCGUAUCCUGCUGAAUUUGUUUAAUGGAUUUGCCCUGUUCUAAAUUUGGAACAGUUCAUUUAAUGUUUAAGGGAUUUCAAUAUUAA